GUGUGCGGGCUGCUUGUCAAGAGGCCGCUGUCACGCAGGAGCUUCUGCAAGAGGGGUUUCACAGGGACCUGCUGGUGAAGGUGGAACUUGGCGUGGGGGCGGAGGACGGAGGAGGAUGUACAGUGGCAGCUAGAACUCGGCUUCCACCAGGAAUCUACGUGGAUCCCUAUGAGCUGGCAUCACUGCAGCAGCACAAUUUAACAAAGGCGGUGUUAAUUCCUGAUGUCAUUGAUGUGGAGGCGCCUGAGUACUUAGCCACAGACCUUCUCGUUCUCCUGUACAUGGAACCCGACCCUCGGUGUUCUCAUUGUUUUAGAGCUGCCUUGCCUGUGCACGGGCGGUACCACCGGCCGGCAGAAGAGAGUGAGGAAGCGUUGGUUGUUCUGAAGAGCCCAGAAGUACUGGUCUGCUGCUGUGACAAUCACCGCUCAGCAGAGUGUUGGAAGCCUGCUGAAGUGGAAGCUCCCUGUUCAGGCAAAAAGGACGGCUCCUGUCAGUGGUACAGCGUAACACACAAACCUACACACGAGGAAUUGAUACUGCAGGUUCCAGUGGGGCUCAGGCAACACAGUUCCCUGGUGUGUGUCGUGACUCUUCUUGCCACGCUGCUCUGUUCCAGUCUGAUUCUUGCAGCCGUACUCAACAACGGACACUUCUCCAGGGUGACCUGCUCAGAAUAA
Messenger RNA from Cariama cristata (Red-legged seriema), 680 nucleotides. RefSeq names its product phosphatidylinositol glycan anchor biosynthesis, class X (gene PIGX). Gene Ontology annotation, biological process: GPI anchor biosynthetic process. NCBI's taxonomy places the organism in Eukaryota, Metazoa, Chordata, Aves, Cariamiformes, Cariamidae. The annotation marks the transcript as partial. The transcript is spliced from 5 exons. Gene Ontology annotation, cellular component: endoplasmic reticulum membrane. The record is from RefSeq and is a predicted model, not a curated record.